Octodon degus (degu) is the source of this 3257-nucleotide messenger RNA. RefSeq names its product La ribonucleoprotein domain family member 1B (gene Larp1b). Gene Ontology annotation, biological process: positive regulation of translation. Bases 241 to 1299 code for a protein of 352 amino acids. The transcript is spliced from 10 exons. NCBI's taxonomy places the organism in Eukaryota, Metazoa, Chordata, Mammalia, Rodentia, Octodontidae. Gene Ontology annotation, cellular component: cytosol; cytoplasmic stress granule. Gene Ontology annotation, molecular function: RNA binding. The record is from RefSeq and is a predicted model, not a curated record.
CCGCCGCCACCGCCACCACCGCGGGGUCCGCCGGCCGAGGACGCCCGGGAGGAGCUGCAGCCGCCGCCGCCCAAGGAGAACCCUUGGACCAAGAAACCAUCGCAGCACCCAUUCUCCGCCGCGCCUGAGCCGUCGCCGCCCCCGCCAGACGCCCUGCAAGCAGAGCCCAGUCCCCCAAAACCUAUUAAAGCAGGAAUACUUAAGACAAAGAAAUCCAACAAGGCGAGUGAUUUCAGUGACAUGGCUCUUUGGCCAACACCAAGUGAAUUAGUGAACACUGGAAGUGGCCUAAGCCAAAGCAAUAAGAAGCCCCAAAUUAGAAAAGAAAAAGAAGAUAAGGUUGAAAAGAGAAGUAACAGUGAGAGCAAAGAAAACCGAGAAACCAAAUUAAAUGGUCCUGGUGAAAAUGUGAGUGAGGAUGAGACCCAGUCAAGUAAUCAUCGCAGGAGAGCUAAUAAGCACAAGUGGGUACCACUCCACUUAGAUGACCUUAGGCCGGACAGUCAAGAAAGACCUGGAUCCCGGAAUAACUCAAGAUGUCAAGCUGAAGCAAAUAAAUCAACACAUAAUAAUAGGCGAAAUGAUACACGGAGUUGGAGGCGAGAAAGAGAAAAAAGAGAUGAUCAAGAUGAAGUGUCCAGUGUGAGAAGUGAGGGUGGUACGAUCCGAGGUUCCUUUAGAGGCCGAGGAAGAGGCCGGGGAUGGGGAAGAGGACGAGGCAGAGGAAAUCUUCGACUAAACUUUGAGGAUACGUAUGGUUAUGGAGAACAUGGUGAAAGGACUGAGCAGCCGUUACACACAGAACUUACUACCAGUAUGAUGUAUUACUAUGAUGACGGGACAGGCAUACAGGUGUAUCAGGUGGAUGAAGCAUUGCUGAAAGAAUAUAUUAAGCGUCAAAUUGAAUAUUACUUUAGUGUAGAAAAUUUGGAACGAGACUUCUUUCUUCGGAGAAAGAUGGAUGAACAAGGUUUCUUGCCUAUUUCUCUGAUUGCUGGUUUUCACCGUGUUCGGGCUCUUACCACAAACCUUAAUCUCAUCUUGGAGGCACUGAAGGAUAGCACAGAAGUUGAAAUUGUGGAUGAGAAAAUGAGAAAAAGGGUAGAACCAGAAAAAUGGCCAAUCCCAGGCCCUCCUCCACGAACUGUGCCACAAACCGAUUUCUCCCAGCUGAUUGAUUGUCCGGAGUUUGUACCAGGCCAAGCCUUUUGCUCACACACAGUGUCUACUCCCAACCCUCUGUGGAGGAGGCUGGGCCAGUGCUACAGUGGAGACAACCACCUUGCGAUGAUGCUGUGAGACAGACCAGAGGACUGCUGUUACCAUAGGAGCUGCCCAUUUCUAUGUAAUUGGCCUGGGCUGCAUGGGCUACUUUACUUCAUGGUGGGAAAGUUAAUUAUUAUCAUUGUGAACAUACUGCAAGAUUCUUUUGUUUACAGGCAUAUGUUCUUAUGUCCAGAGCAAUAAAGCAGGAAAACAGGAUAGAGAAACCUUUCCCAGAAUGUUAGGUCUUGCUAUUUGAUUUGCCCUUCAGUGUAGUGUAUGUUACAUAACAUUGUCAUGUUUCACAUGGAGUAUAAAAUUUAUUAACGUGGAAAGCUGAGGGCAAAUAAAUUUAAGAAAUGAACAAGGAUUUUUUUUACUUUACUAUUGGAAAUGUAUUUUUUGAUACAUGAAUGAGAGACCUGCCCAUCGAUAAAACAUUAACAGUCAGUCUCACAAAUAUUUUUAUUUUGUAUUUGUCAGUGCUCUGCUUCUAAUCCCAGUAAGAAACUUGAACAAACGUUUUAAAAGUUGAAGAAAAGUGAUAGCUUUAUUUUAGUUUUUAACUUUUUAAAGAGAUAUAAUGGCUUUAUUGUAUAAAUUAGAAUUAUUUAUUGUAUAAAAACAGGGUCCAAGAUGACAUUUUUAAUCAGCAUAUGAACAAUCAUUGGUAAGUUGGAUAAUAUGAAUAUUUUUUUCCCACAGGAUAGUUGUCAAGUUGGUGAUGCCUGUCCAUUCAUUACCCAUUUAUUGUAUUAAUAAAAUUACAAUAAAAUUAUUUUUUGUAUAUUUUGUGUUUUUUAAUAUAAAUGCAUACAAAUACUAUUAUAUGUACAAACAAGUCAGUGCAGUAUUAAAAUACUGCUAUAUAUUGCACAUCAGAAUCUAAUAGUAAAUAGAGAUAAUAAUGGAAGUGUUUUUUAGAAUUAUGCCAAUUCAUAUUGUCAUAGGAAUAAUAGACAAAUCACCUUUUCUCAGGAGUCUUCAAAUUUCUGACCUUCAUGAUUUCCUGCUUGUACUAAGAAACCCUAAGUAGAAUGUCAGCAAAAAUUUUAAGUGGAAACAAUUUAGAAAGUGUAGAUUGUCUUAGGCACAGAAAAGUAGUAAAACUUCUAUCUAUAUGUGCUGAUCUCAAAUUAGAGGACUUUAAAUUUUUUUAAGCCAUGAUUGUAUGGUACAAAUUUUAAAACAUGUUUGAAUCCUCUUUCUCAGCCCCUUGACAGACCUUAAUAUACUACAAAAGGUUGACAAAGAGAAUGGUAAAAUUCUUUUUUUAUAAUGUGGACUCUACUGUUCUAUGGAUGCAGUAUUGCACCAUCCACUCUUUUUGUUUUAUUUUGAUGCUGGAAAUCAAAAUCAGGCCCUCAUGCUUGCUAGGCAACUACUUGUACCACUGAGCUAUAUCCCCAGCCAGUGCACUCUUAAGGAAUUUCAUCAGAGUUCAAAAGCAGGUGUCUGACAAUACUGAUUUGGGGAAGGUACUUUUUUAAAAAAAAUGUAUGAGAUCUAAUGAAUAAGCUGUGGGAUUUUCCUUUGAAAACUUUAUAGCUAGAAGUGUCCUUAAAUGUUACACAUGAAAUAGUCCUUUAGAAAAGAAACCUUUGUGGCCAGAGCUGUGAUCCUUCCUAGGUGGAAAACAAAGCAGUACAAGAUAAAUGCAAAUUUAUGGUGACUUAUAUUUGGAGAGCCAAGUUGAAAUUUUCACUUACUAAAACCAGCAAAGAUAAAUUUAUAUGUUCUUACAGGUUAACACAUGUGUUGACUGUGUAAGGUUUUUUUUUUUUAAAUCUAUGUAUGUUUAAUGUCAAAUAAUUAAACCUAUAUUUAAACAUAUUUAAACUUAUUUGGAAGAUUAGGAGUUUGCUGUUCUUAAACUUUAUAAAUGUUGCUGGGGGUGGUAUUACUUGUAAUUUCAGGAUAUGGGAGGUUGAGAUUGGAGGAUUGCCACAAAUUCAAGGCCAGUCUGAUUUCUACAUAGUGUGAUUUUUGUCUCA